AUGUCGUUCUUCAACCCUCCUUCAAAGCCCGAGAAUCCGUUGGCAUACCACCGCAUCCUCUCCCCGACAGCGUCCGUUAAAGUCUCCCCUCUGUGCCUGGGUGGCAUCAGCAUCGGGAGCUCGUGGAGCGAAGUAUUUGGCAAAAACGAAAAUCCAGACUCUCUGCUCGACGCCUUUUACGCUCUGGGUGGCAAUUUCAUCGACACGUCCAACACCUACAAUGGCGAGGACUCUGAGAGAUUGAUUGGCGAGUGGAUGGAGAAGAGGGGAAACAGAGACCAGAUGGUCGUUGCGACCAAGUAUACCGCUGGCUACAAGGCGUACCAGAGAAAUGAACUCCCCUUACAGAGCAACUACACGGGCAAUUCGGCGAAAAGCAUGCACAUCUCGGUGAGAGAUAGUCUGGCAAAACUAAAGACAGACUACAUUGACAUCCUCUACGUCCACUGGUGGGACUUUGCAACAUCCGUGGAAGAAGUCAUGACACAUCUUCACGCCUACGUCAUGGCGAAGCAAGUGUUGUACAUCGGGGUAUCUGAUACUCCAGCCUGGGUGGUCGUCAAGGCAAAUGCGUAUGCUCGAAGUCACGGCCUCACACCAUUUUCCGUGUACCAAGGUCGAUGGAAUGCCGCGUACAGGGACAUGGAGGCCGAGAUCAUCCCUAUGUGCGAAGACCAAGGUAUGGCGAUUGUGUCGUGGGCUUCUCUCGGAGGAGGACAAUUGAUGUCGGCGCAAGAAAGGGAGGCAAGGAUGAAGGACCCAGACGCCCACAAAGGGUACGGCUUCCGCGAAGCGGAUAUCAAGGUGUCCACGGCGCUGGAGAAGGUCGCGCAAUCCAAAAAGACCACAACCCAGGCGGUAUCGACCUAUGUCUAUCCGAUCGUCGGGGUCCAGACGGUCGAACAUGUCAAGGCAUUGCCAGAGGCAUUGCGGAUUGAACUUUCGAAAGAGGACGUCGAAGCGAUCCAGGAUGCUGGAGACUACCGACCCCCGUUUCCCAUGAGUUUCUUGUUCCAGUGGACCGGAGAGGAAAAGUACCAUCUGGGCCUCACACCUGCGGACGUCAGCCAAUAUCAGAUGGCGGCCUGGAUCCAGGCGCCGCCGAAACAACCUGACCGUGAGCAGUAUACAACCGAGAACGAAGAAGUCAUGUUGUAA
Molecule: messenger RNA, 1158 nt
Organism: Fonsecaea monophora
Lineage: Eukaryota; Fungi; Ascomycota; Eurotiomycetes; Chaetothyriales; Herpotrichiellaceae
Exons: 5
Coding region: 1-1158 (385 amino acids)
Source: RefSeq, a predicted model, not a curated record